Cylindrotheca closterium is the source of this 900-nucleotide messenger RNA. The record is from the annotation of a GenBank genome assembly. NCBI's taxonomy places the organism in Eukaryota, Bacillariophyta, Bacillariophyceae, Bacillariales, Bacillariaceae.
AUGACAAUGCAAGAACAAGACGGCAGAGUUGGGGAUAGAGCGACAACAACAGACAGCAACCUCCACUUUGCUGACGACGCCUCUCAAUCAAGCUUAGUUUCUGCCAUAACCUUGGAGGACGCCAUACUACCAUCCAAUCGUAAUCCGCUACAUUCUCUUCAAGAGCAGAGACGACUAUCAGAUCUAUCACCUGAAGAUGUUGAAAGAUUGAUGGAUUCCUUCGGACAGCAGUUGAAUGUGACUCGUUUCUCAGAUUGCUCGGAAGGAAGACUAUGCAAACCCUGUUCAAUGCCACAGCGAAAAACUUCCAUGGGUCACUGGAAGAGUAACCAAGAUUGCGAUGAGGUUCUCCUGUCUUGCCAACCCUGUGCAAUGCCACAGCGGAAACCGUCUUUGAAUCAUCGACAAAGCUGCUUGUACCAUCAAGAUGUUCAACCCUGUUUGAUACCCCUGCAGAAACCCUCAAUGGGCCAUGAUUGGGAAAGCACCUUGGAUCAUCCAGCGGCUCAUCAGCAACCUUGCUCAAUGCCGCAACGAAAACCUUCCAUGAACCAUCGAACAAACAGCUUGGAUUAUUCAGAGGAGUUACAUGAUUCCAACCGAAGCACCUUCUUGAAGACCGAAAUGCCGUUUGGAUCCAUCGACAGCUAUGAUGAUGCUGAAACCACUGGUAAGAAAACAGUUCCGAUCUUGGCUACGAAGACAGGUGAACCACGUCGGAAAUAUGGUGCAAGAAGAAAGGAAAAAGACAGGGCUGGACUUGGCUUUCGCCACAAGAUCGAGUCAGACACGUCGUUGGAGCUCGUUGACGUGUUUGUUGGUCGUAGAGGUCCUCGGUCGUCUAGAGCCAAUCGACAAAACUAUGCAUGGGAUCUCCGAGCCGCUCAUCAGAUAGAGUGA